AUGGCUUCGGCAGCGUCAUCUGCCCCCGAUAACGGACGGAAGCGAGUCCGGGCAGAAGCGAGUUUGGGCGGAAGUGGGUCCGUCCCGAAUUGGGUCCCCCGCAGCCGGAUGCGCAGGGCCUGGCGGCGCAGCGGGAUGGAGGCCGGCGGCCACGGGCAGGAGGCCGAGGCGGGCGGCCAUGGCGGCCACAAGAAGAAGCACAAGAAGCACAAGAAAAAGCACAAGAAACGGCACCACCACGAGGCGGGGCCGCCGCCGGGUCCCGAACUGCCUCGGCAGCCCCGGCUGAGGCUCCGGAUUAAGCUGGGAGGGCAGAUCCUGGGCACCAAGAGCGUCCCCACGUUCACGGUGGUCCCCGAAGGGGCGCACUCGCCAUCCCCCUCCCCACUGCUGGGAGGGGACGAGGAGGAGCCCAGCGAGGGGGUCCCCAUCGAGCAGUACCGGGCCUGGCUGGAUGAGGACAGCAACCUGGCCCCCUCCCCACUGCCCGACCUGGACCCCGAGAGCUGCUUCCCUCCCCGUGAGGAGGGGGAGGAGGAGGAAGAGGAGGAGGAGAAAGAAGAGGAGGAGGAAGAGCGGCGCUGGCUGGCAGCCCUCGAGAGGGGGGAGCUGGACGACAACGGCGACAUCAAGAGGGAGGUGGACGAGUCCCUCCUGACGGCCCGGCAGCGCGCGCUGCUGCACAAGCAGCAGAGCCAGCCCCUGCUGCAGCUGCCCAUGGGCGCCAAGGCCAAGGAGGUGACGGAGGAGAUGCGGGAGAAGCGGGAGGAGCGGGCGCGGCGCCGGCGGCUGCAGGCCGCCCGCAAGGCCGAGGAGAGCAAGAACCAAACCAUCGAGCGCCUGACGCGCACGCACAAGGCCAAGGUCCGGGCCCUGCGCGAGCGCCGCGCCCGCCCCGCGCCCUGCCCCGUCGUGCACUACCGCAGCGCCGCCGACGGCGUCACCGUCUCCUUCCCCGCGGGGCUGCCGCUGCCGCUGCCCCCCGCCGCCGCCCCGCCCGUGCCCCCCGCCCAGCCCUGCGCCGUGCCCGGCUGCCCCAACCCCAAGCGCUACAGCUGCGCCCGCACCGGCCGCCCGCUCUGCAGCCUGGGCUGCUACCAGCGCAACCUGCAGCUGCUGCAGAGCGCGGGGUGAGCCCCCGAGAGGGAUGCGGGGGCUGCGGAUCCUUUGCUGUGGAUACACCGGGCCUUAUGGAUGUAGGGAGUUCUAGAGGGGUCUGGGUUAUCCACAUGGACGCAGAGGGUGAGAAGAGGAACCUGUAGAUCUCCAGUGUGGAGCUCCAGAUCUUCCUCACAGACCCAGAAGGUCAGAACAGGGGGUUUCAAACCCUCUGCUGUGGACACAGAGGCUCUGGCCACUCCACAUGAACACAAGGGACCAGAACAGCUGCAAUUCCUCAUGGAUAUGGUGAGCUCUGGCUCCUCCAAAUGGAUAUGGACAGCCAGGAUGUGGAGCUCCAGAGGGCUCCAGCCUCUCCACCAUGAACACAGAGGGUUGGGGACCCCUGCAGGGACUGAGGGUGGUCCUGAGGGGAUGAAGGAUGUCGCGGAGCUGAAUAAACGCUGUUGUUGAAGUA
Oenanthe melanoleuca is the source of this 1576-nucleotide messenger RNA. It is a transcript of the gene INO80B, whose product is annotated as INO80 complex subunit B. NCBI's taxonomy places the organism in Eukaryota, Metazoa, Chordata, Aves, Passeriformes, Muscicapidae. Gene Ontology annotation, cellular component: Ino80 complex. The record is from RefSeq and is a predicted model, not a curated record. Gene Ontology annotation, biological process: chromatin remodeling. The transcript is spliced from 5 exons. The coding region runs from base 1 to 1134 and encodes 377 amino acids.